AUGAACCUAACUGUGCUCAAAGCUUUCAUGGGCUUGCUCUGGAAUUGCUGGGUUCUGGUGGGUCACGCACAGGGAGGUUUAGGAGACAAUCAUGUCCAUUCGAGUUUUAUUUACAGGAGGCUGCGGAACCAUGAGAGAAGGGAGAUUCAGAGAGAGAUUCUCUCUAUCCUGGGUUUACCUCACAGACCCAGACCAUUUUCACCAGGAAAGCAGGCUUCUUCUGCACCCCUCUUCAUGCUGGACCUGUAUAAUGCCAUGACAAAUGAAGAGGAUACUGAGGAGCUGGAGUAUUCACUAAAGGGAUCAAUGGCAGGGGAGAGCAGAGGGAUACGGAAAGGAUACCCUGCCUCUCCAAAUGGAUAUUCACGGAGAAUACAAUUAUCUCGCAUGACCCCCCUGACCACACAGAAUCCUCCCUUAGCCAGCCUGCACGACACCAACUUUCUGAAUGAUGCUGACAUGGUCAUGAGCUUUGUCAAUUUAG
Balearica regulorum gibbericeps (East African grey crowned-crane) is the source of this 484-nucleotide messenger RNA. The record is from RefSeq and is a predicted model, not a curated record. NCBI's taxonomy places the organism in Eukaryota, Metazoa, Chordata, Aves, Gruiformes, Gruidae.